AUAGAAAUAGGUGGGCGGCGGGGAAGUCUAAGAUAAAUCGUGCAAUCUAUUUUCGUGAAAAAUUCAUCGAGGAUUGUUCUCAAUCGGUUAGCACGAAGAAGAGCUCUGUACCUGUCUAAAACUUGAAAUAUUUUGUGAAUCUUCAUAAGUGAUAAUGUCUGAGACCAUUUUACCUGAAGAGGUGACCAAGUAUAAUUAUCGGAAGAAAAUAUGGGACUUCAUGAAAAAGAAUGAGCUAGCAAAUUUUCCAUUGAGCAUUUAUAAUAGAAUACCAAAUUUUAAGGGUGCUACUGAGGCAGCACAGCGAUUAGCUGAAUUAGAAGAAUUUAGGAAUGCAAAAGUUAUAAAGAUCAAACCUGACAAGUCACAAGAGCCUAUUAGAGCCCUUUCCCUAGAGGCAAACAAAGAAAUACUUGUACCAAUACCAAGAUUGAAAUCUGGUUUAUUUCUUCAUAUUACUCCAACAGAAGGUGCUACCAAGGAGCAAAUAAAAUUUGCUGCCACGAGACAUGGAUUACAACAGAAUGGUAAACCACUUGGAAUUACCUCAAAAAUAAAGGUAGAUCUUGUAGUUUUGGGCUCCGUAUGUGUAAGUAAAGCUGGUUAUAGAAUUGGUAAAGGUGAAGGCUUCGCUGAUUUAGAAUUUGCAAUAAUGUUGAGGAUGGGUGCAAUAGAUAAAAAUACAGUAGUGGUGACAACGGUUCACGAUUGUCAAGUAAUUGAUGAUCUUCCAUCACAAUUGUUUCAAGAACAUGAUGUACCUGUCGAUAUUAUUGUGACACCAACCCAGACGAUAGUAGUCAAUCCCAGACUACAAAAGCCUGCAGGUAUACUAUGGCACCUUCUUAGUCAAAGAAGACUUAAAUGUAUGCAAAUACUACAGGAGUUAAAAGAACUGGAAGAAAAGGAAGGCAAAAUAAUAGUGUUGAAGGAAGUCGACUCUGACAGAGAAACUCGACAAUACGAGAAAAACAGAAAUAAGAAAGGAAAGAAUAAAACGCGUUCAAAAGCUAAGGCGGAUAUUUCACAGACACAAACUGCUGUUGGUGGCAAUAAAGAUAUAGUAAAACCACGUUUUCCAAAACGACGAUUGUAUCACAAACUUAGAGGAGACGGUGAUAAUCCUUCUAUAAACGAAGAUAACGGAGAAGAAAACGAUAACGAAAAACCUUUACGACGUAAACCCUUCAAGCCAAAAUCGAAGACACAAAUAGAUUUUUCAUUAAAAUUAUCGAAUAUUGCAUCUGAUGUGCGCGUGCGCGACUUGAAAAACGCCCUGUCUAAACGUGGCGUUAAACCUAGCGAGAUAUCAUGGCGAGGUCAGCGAGGUUUUUGUUAUUUGCACUUUGGUAAAUUGAGAAACGGCAACUCCUUACCUGAUCAGCCAGUGCAAGUGGAUUCCAUAGUAGCAAAUUUGCAACAAUUUCGGAUUAACGAAACCGAAGAUUCUACCGCAAGUGACUUUAUAGUGGUAGAACCUACCAAGCCAAUAACAAGAAUUGAAGUCACUGACGUAACUACCGUGUAAUAAACAAUAACUGUCUAAAAGCCGUUAUUAGUUGACUAAAGAUUAAUGUCAAAGUAAUGAAGUAAUACCUUGAAAAAAUUAUAAAUACGUUACACUCGGAACGUAAUAACCAUUCAAAGUGAAUGUUCUGAUAAUACGGAAUUCUGUUACAACUUAUUUGAGGAACUCAUGUCUCUAUUUAUAUGAAGAAAAAUCUGCUUAUGUCUCUAGUUUAGCGCAUCAAAAAUUACAAUUAACUCUUAGAGUUACUAAUUAUGAGGCUAACAAAAGAUUAUGCUAUUAAAAUAAGCCUCGUUUUUAUUGCCAUACGAGACUAAGAAAAGGGCAUCUGCUCGGAAAUUAUUAAUGAAGUGAAAAUUAUAUGAAUGAUCAUAGUUAUAUGCAUCAUUAAUAGAUUCAUGCUUUCGUACGCGAUGUAAAAAAACAUAUCAUUGUUUCUUUUACAAGUUUGAACGAAUAUUAAGUUGCGCAUGCGCAAUUCGUUUAAAAUAUAAUUAUGACGCUUCAUUUUAGGCAUUUGAAAAUUAUGUAAUAUAGAAUUUUUCUAUUUUCGUAGAAUCUCAAAAUUCUAUGACAGGUUUCUUUGUUGGUUCUUUAUCUUUUUAAUUUCUUGUUAAUUUAAUUUGUUUUAAAGUAAUUUAAAACGCACUUACAUGCGACUUAGAAUGUUUGACGGUGCUUGAAGUUCAAUAUUUAUCUCGUAAAGCAAUUUAAGGCACUGUGGCAAUUUCUCGACGCAUUUAACUGAAAUUACAGACUGACGACACUAGUUUAAUUAAUGCUUAACGAUUAAUGAGACUCCAGGAGCAUACGAAGCUUAUAUUGCUUACAAGUGACGGUUGUAGGUAAAAGAAAAAAAGGAAGAAAGAAAGAGAGAAAUAAAGUAUCCUCUAUUUUUCUUAUAUAAAAUAUUUUCAAAUUAAUUCAAAGAUAUUAUGAUACAAUGACAUUAGAGCCAAAAUAAUUAUAGCAUAAUAAUAAAGAUUCACUAUAUUUUAAUGCUCUGGUAAUUGUAGACGCGUGUCGCGGGUUUCCAUGUUCUCAUUUUCAAAAGAGCUAAAUAAGAGACCGAUUAGAUUCGAAUACGCGUAUCCAGUCUGGGAUCAAGGAGACGGCAAUACUUUGUGAUAUUAACAGAUAUAAUUUGUUGUUUUAUUUUUCUAGCUUUAGUAUAAAUAAUAUUAAUAGCGACAGUGGCGAACGAUAAUAAAGUAUGCAUAGAAUUGAAAUAUAUUAAAAACAAUACUUUUAUUUUUUA
Cephus cinctus (wheat stem sawfly) is the source of this 2786-nucleotide messenger RNA. It is a transcript of the gene lost, whose product is annotated as methenyltetrahydrofolate synthase domain-containing protein. The transcript is spliced from 5 exons. Bases 155 to 1528 code for a protein of 457 amino acids. NCBI's taxonomy places the organism in Eukaryota, Metazoa, Arthropoda, Insecta, Hymenoptera, Cephidae. The record is from RefSeq and is a predicted model, not a curated record. Gene Ontology annotation, cellular component: cytoplasm.